GAAGCAGAGCCAAAGUUCAGAGAAGAAGAGAGAGAGAGAGAGAGAGAGAGAGAGAAUGGGGAGAGAGGUCUCAGAGAGCUGUGUGGAUAGUCUACUCACAGAGAUGGUCUCCAUGUACUGCAAUCGCUUAUACGCCAAUAAGCCCGAGCUUGCUGCAAGUAGGAUCGACGCUAUUGGCUACCAGGUCGGCCAUCAGCUCUCCGAGAGGUAUACAAUGGAGCGGCCUCGGUUUACUGAUCAUCUCGAUGCAAUUAAGUUCAUAUGCAAGGAUUUCUGGUCUGAGCUUUUCAAGAAGCAGAUAGACAACUUGAAGACCAAUCAUAGGGGUACCUUUGUGUUGCAAGAUAAUCGGUUUCGGUGGCUUUCACGCAUGUCUCUUGAUCCGUCUGCUGAAAAUGGAGACGUGUCUCAAGAAAAUUCUGAGGCCUCAGCUGAAAACAAGGCGGCACAAGUACCAAACAUGCAUCUCCAUUUCUCUUGUGGAGUCAUAAAGGGGGCUCUUCAUAACUUGGGGAUUGCUUGUGCUGUUUCUGCAGAUACUUCCCACCUCCCUGCAUGUUCAUUUGUGGUUCGUAUAAAACCCUGAUGAAAAAUUCACCAAGGAACAGCAGAGAGCCAGAAAGAUUGGGGUUCAAUUCAUUAGGUUAUCAAUUAAGACCUGUGAUUUUCUCUUUCUCUUGUGCCAGAGGGAUUUCACUAUAUUUCAGAAUUUUUUUGUAACUUUCAAACUAACAAGAGUAUUUGGGAGAAAUCUCCUUUGAAUUAGUGAACUGCUAGAAGCAGAUACUAUGGU
This is a messenger RNA of Rosa chinensis, 793 nucleotides long. RefSeq names its product trafficking protein particle complex subunit 6b. The coding region runs from base 56 to 586 and encodes 176 amino acids. Lineage: Eukaryota; Viridiplantae; Streptophyta; Magnoliopsida; Rosales; Rosaceae. Gene Ontology annotation, cellular component: trans-Golgi network; TRAPP complex; cis-Golgi network. The transcript is spliced from 4 exons. Gene Ontology annotation, biological process: regulation of GTPase activity; endoplasmic reticulum to Golgi vesicle-mediated transport. The record is from RefSeq and is a predicted model, not a curated record.